Messenger RNA from Alnus glutinosa, 699 nucleotides. RefSeq names its product SKP1-like protein 1. Lineage: Eukaryota; Viridiplantae; Streptophyta; Magnoliopsida; Fagales; Betulaceae. The record is from RefSeq and is a predicted model, not a curated record. Gene Ontology annotation, molecular function: cullin family protein binding. The transcript has a single exon. Gene Ontology annotation, biological process: SCF-dependent proteasomal ubiquitin-dependent protein catabolic process. The coding region runs from base 60 to 521 and encodes 153 amino acids. Gene Ontology annotation, cellular component: cytoplasm; nucleus.
UAUAUUGUCUUCCAGUUCUCUUGAGUUUUGCUUGAUCAAUAUACUCUUAAAUAUCGAUCAUGUCGUCGUCGAAGAGUAACAAAAUUGUGAAGUUGGAGAGCUCGGAUAAUAAGACUUUCGAGGUGGAAGAGGCUGUGGCCGUGCAGUCUGAAACCCUCAAGAACAUGGUUGAUGACGGGUGCGCUAACGACACGAUUCCAUUGCCAAACGUGAACGGCAAGAUCCUAGAGAUGGUGUUGGGGUGGUGCAAGAAGCAUGUGGACGAGACAGUCACCGGGGACGAACUCAACAAGUACGAAGCUGACUUUCUUGACCUUGAUCAGGCGGAUCUCUAUGGUCUGCUAAUGGCUGCAAACUUUCUCAAUGUCAAGGGCUUGUUGGACCGAGUAUUGCAGAGGGUUGCUGACAUGAUUAAAGGAAAAAAACCGGAAGAAAUACGCAGAAUAUUUAACAUCAAGAAUGAUUUCACUCCUGAAGAAGAGGAAGAAAUCCGCCUGGAGAAUGCUUGGGCCUUUGACUGACGUACGUCUUAGGGUUUAGUUAUUGAUUUCUAUAGUUUAGGGUUGAAUAAAGGUGUUUGUGUCUUUUUCGGUUUCUCUUUGUUUCUUAGGGAUCGGAUUUUUCUUUUCCAUGCAUGUUAGCAACUGAUGAAGUUGUCUUUUCGAUCUGGCUUUAUGGGGAUAUAUAUAUAUAUGUAAC